AUGCUCGACAUCACAGUGACAGGGAACCAUCGCGAAAUUGGACUCGCUGUUGGCCAACAGGCCGCAGCCCAAGUCGCGGGAUCAAUCGACUUUUACCGGGUCCUGUUCAAAGCCUUCAACGACCUCGAGUGGACCACUGUACGAGAGCAGUGUGAAAAGUUCAAGCCAUUUCUCCAGGAAAAGUUUCCCCGAUACUUUGAAGAAAUAGAGGGCAUCGCUGAAGGAGCUCAGGUAGACCUUCUCGAUAUUCUGGCUCUCAAUAUCCGCACUGAGAUCGCCUUUGGGCUCUUUGACGAGAAGUCAAGAAAGCCCAUGGCUAUUGAAGGAGUGGAUGGCUGCACCACUCUUGGGUGGAGGACACCCUCAGGGUCUACCUUCUUAGCCCAGAACUGGGACUGGAAGACGAAGCAAAAGCCCAACCUCAUUGUCUUGAGGGUCAAUCCCAAGGGAAUUCCCGGCAUGGACUUGCCAUCCUUUCAAAUGAUCACCGAGGCGGGCAUCAUUGGCAAGAUUGGGUUCAAUGAACAUGGUGUUGGAUGCCUACUGAACGGUAUCCGCGCUAUGGGCGUCAAUCCAGAACGCAUGCCCAUUCACUUUGCUCUCCGAACCAUUCUUGAAUCUAAGACAAAAAGAGAAGCCUUAGACAAGAUCCAAGCUAUAGGCUUAGCAGGAAGCAGCCACAUUCUUCUUGGUGACAAUACAGGCCCGACCGGCUUAGAAUGCACUAGCAUUGGAUUCCAGGAGCUAGCUGCUGACGAAAUGGGGCGUGUUGUCCAUGCGAACAAUCUCAUCCUCAAGCACGAGGGCGUUUUCGAACCUCUUUGGUUAGAAGACUCUCCAAAACGCACCGCUCGACUGCAGGAGCUGGCAACCCAGGAGGUGGGAGAAAAGGCUGGGUUCGAUACAAUUCUCGAGCUGUUCAAGGAUGAGCAGAAUUCUCCUGCUUCCAUUAAUCGUAGGCAGCAUGGCAACAAUGAUUCGAACACCUUGUUCAACGUGGUAUACAACAUCACCGACAGGAAAGGUGUCAUCUCGAUGGGACGACCAACAGAGAUAGAGGAGCAGAUAGAGAUAGGAUUCUAG
Messenger RNA from Clonostachys byssicola, 1083 nucleotides. Lineage: Eukaryota; Fungi; Ascomycota; Sordariomycetes; Hypocreales; Bionectriaceae. The record is from the annotation of a GenBank genome assembly.